This is a messenger RNA of Fulvia fulva, 651 nucleotides long. RefSeq lists its product as uncharacterized. The coding region runs from base 1 to 651 and encodes 216 amino acids. The record is from RefSeq and is a predicted model, not a curated record. NCBI's taxonomy places the organism in Eukaryota, Fungi, Ascomycota, Dothideomycetes, Mycosphaerellales, Mycosphaerellaceae. The transcript is spliced from 2 exons.
AUGCCGAAAAAACUCCGCAAGAACGAGAUCGACGUGACUUCUUCCGCCAGCUCAGCCAUCCUGACGCCACUCUUCACUCCAACUAUUGAGGCCGCCAACGACAGCGCCGGUCGGAGCAACACGAGCGCGAUCGGUGAGAGCAACGCAGGCGGUAUUCCGUUCCCGAGCUACAGGAGCAAGCUUACGAAGCCAACGAAGGGGCUCAUGAGCAAAGCCUUGUGCACUGUUGAAGACAAGAUCGAGGCUACCAUGGAUGAGGUCGGGGCGAUAAAGUUGGACAUGUUGGGCCUGACGGCUCAACUUUACCAAGUUCAAACGAUGCAGGCCAUCGCCGACAUAUGGCUUGAGGAGAAGCUGAGGGAGCUGAAGGCUGGUCCUAUGGGCAAGAAGGUAUCUUCGAAGAAGGUAUCUUCCAAGGAAGGAACUGUCCUCAAGACCACGGCCAGCGCCGCGAAGAAGGAGGACGGGGUCAAAUUCUUCGAUCGGUCCGGGGUGCCUUUGAAAUUGGCUGGUGUGGUAGCAUUCGCAGCAUGGGUGGGAUCUACCGAAGGCAUGGAGGUCUACGGCGUGGUAUUGACGGUGGGCUUGGCAGCGGUCGUCUUGAGCAUUUUGGUGUCGGAGGAGAUGGCGGUUCAUGAGAAGAAGCAGUAA